CCCCCCCCCAAGACCCGGUCUCAGAUCUACAACUUACAAUCCCAACAACCAAAAGCUCCUCUAAACACCACGAGCUUUUGUCUAUUCACAGCGGCACUUGAACGUUUUUCUUUCGAGUCCCAUCUCUCCAAAUCCAUUCAAAAUGUUCGGACUCGGCAGGCCGCAGCCCACUUCGGCCGAGAAGAUUGCCGCCGUUGAGAACGAGCUCAAGGUUGUCGCUGAGAUGCACUCUCGCAUGGUCAAGAUCUGCACCCUCAAGUGCAUCGACAAGUCGUACCGCGAGGGCGACCUCAGCAAGGGCGAGUCCGUCUGCCUCGACCGCUGCGCCGCCAAGUUCUUUGAGACGCACCAGAAGAUCUCGGACCAGCUGCAGAAGGAGACCCAGGCCCGUGGUGGAGGUGGCUUCAGCAUGUAAAACAGCCUUUGUUUUUUUUUGGAUUACUGGAACGGGGAAGGAAGGACACGACGACAACAAAACAAAAGAAUAAAAAGUUAUACCCACCCGCUCGCAUUGAUCCGGCUUCCCAACCCGCCCGCCGGCUCUUGGUUCUCGGCAGACAGAGGAUAAGCAAGACAUGGAGCAGGAGAGGACAUGAAUUAGGUGCUAGGAGAAGCGGGGGGGAGGGAGGGGGCGCAGUGUCUACCUAUGAAAGAAGGCCGAAGGACUGCGUCCCGUGUAUUAUACACCUCAACACCAUAGCAUUGUGACUUUUGGAGAUAGAGGAUACUGUGGAUAGGGAACAACGCACAUAUGCGGCAACUGUUGGUUGAACAUUGACGAGAUACUCGAU
Neurospora tetrasperma FGSC 2508 is the source of this 791-nucleotide messenger RNA. Its product is annotated as mitochondrial import inner membrane translocase subunit tim-10. The coding region runs from base 143 to 415 and encodes 90 amino acids. Gene Ontology annotation, cellular component: mitochondrial inner membrane. NCBI's taxonomy places the organism in Eukaryota, Fungi, Ascomycota, Sordariomycetes, Sordariales, Sordariaceae. The record is from RefSeq and is a predicted model, not a curated record. The transcript is spliced from 2 exons. Gene Ontology annotation, biological process: protein insertion into mitochondrial inner membrane.